AAGAUACUGAACAUAUUCCGUACGAAAUUUACUUCAAAUACUAUCCCACAGAAAAGUGGGCACGCCUUCACUAUGUUAAAGAGAUGGUGGAAAAUUAUAAAAAUGCAGAUAAUGAAAAGGCUCAUCGUAAAUUCUUUAGUACUUUAAAAAGUAUUAAAGACGAUGAGUCAUGUGUAUCAGCAAUACGUGAUAGGGCUCAAGAACUUUUAGAUGAUAAAGAUGCCGAUGCUGCUAAAAUCAAUGCCCUAUGGGACAAAUAUUACAAAAAUACGGAGUCCUCAUCCUCAUCAACAUCUCCGUUACCAUCACUACCAUCAUCUGUUCAGCCUCAACCUCCACCAACAUCUCCGCUACCAUCACUACCAUUAUCU
This is a messenger RNA of Racocetra persica, 371 nucleotides long. The record is from the annotation of a GenBank genome assembly. NCBI's taxonomy places the organism in Eukaryota, Fungi, Glomeromycota, Glomeromycetes, Diversisporales, Gigasporaceae.